Enterobius vermicularis (human pinworm) is the source of this 1188-nucleotide messenger RNA. The record is from the annotation of a GenBank genome assembly. Lineage: Eukaryota; Metazoa; Nematoda; Chromadorea; Rhabditida; Oxyuridae.
AUGGAAGCUUUGCUCAAUAUGUUGGUGGAAUUUGGAAAGCAGUUUCUGUUUAUAACCAUCGCAGUCCAAACUAACGGUAUCAAAAACUUUAUCUUUAUCGUUUCCGUGCCCGAAAGUUUCCAGAAGGCUGGUGAGCAACCUACUACAGUUAUACUCAAGAUUCAUUUUACUGAGAAAAUUGAGUUUACGUUGGCGGACAUGAUUACUAGCGUCGUACUCUCAGAAAGGGGAAUAGAACCGGUUGUUUUAAGAGCAUUUCCUGAGGGAAGGAUUGAAGAGUACAUCCCGUCACGAAUUAUUACAAAUGAAGAGAUGUUUUCAAAGGAAAUUAAACUUUAUAAUGAAGUAGAGGAAAUGGUUAGUUGUCUACGUAGUGCAUCAAGGUGGAAAAAACCAAACAAAAUGCAUACUACUUUGAUGAAAUGGGAAGAGAACUUGUUUUCUUCAGAAAUAACAAUGGACCUGUUUGCCGAAGAAGUUGAGUUAGCAAAGAGGUGUGUGGCUUGUAGCGGAAGCCCAGUCGUCUUUUUUAACAGUGAUGUCUAUGUAAAGUUUUUAUCAGCUUUGACGCCUCUACCAUAUAAUUUAUUUCUUUAUAAUAUGACUGGUUAUUUUCGAAGAGGGUUUGAUCUGUGUCAUUACUGCUGCGAAUGCUGCCUAAAUAACACAAAUGAGAAAUGGCCUGGAUAUUGUAUAAGGGAGGACCACUGGCCUGAUGAAUCGCACCAAAAAAGGUUUGCAGAAGGAUAUUUGGAUCAAUUUGAAAUGAUAACCAGGGAUAAUGGUGGUAAAAGGCCUCCGUGUGCUGUUGGUUUACCGGUAGAUCGUGAAGCAGCAGUGGAAAGGUUGUUAACUAAGAUCAGGCAGUUUGUUGCGUUACCUCACUUGUUUUCGGCAAUAUGGUGUUUUAGGCAAGCUGAAGACUUUUCAGCUGUUGCUUCUAGAUAUGAUUUCUUUGAAUAUGGUUUUGAUCGCUUGGCAGCAUAUUAUAAGUGGAAGCCAGAAAUGAUGAAAUAUUUAAAAUUGGUAGGGCACCACUCUCUGGAGCCGACUUACUCCCUGAACUGCGAAGCAGUUACGAACGAACUGUUACUGGGAAUUGCACAGUUUGGUGCGUUUCUUCGCUUAGUUUGGGCUGUAUCAAGUUUUAAAGAAGCUGAGGAAUUUUCAAUCGGUGCUUGCUUCUAA